Messenger RNA from Zophobas morio, 960 nucleotides. RefSeq names its product brachyurin-like. Gene Ontology annotation, biological process: proteolysis. NCBI's taxonomy places the organism in Eukaryota, Metazoa, Arthropoda, Insecta, Coleoptera, Tenebrionidae. The transcript has 6 exons. Gene Ontology annotation, molecular function: serine-type endopeptidase activity. The record is from RefSeq and is a predicted model, not a curated record. Bases 42 to 836 code for a protein of 264 amino acids.
AUAACCUGAAACUCACUUCCAGAGUAACUAUAACUACAAAAAUGAACAAUUUCGUUUCAUCUAUUUUUAUUUUUUCGUCGUUAUUUAUUUGGGUUUAUGCUAAAACGCCAUCAUUUUAUCGACAAAAUGAACCAAGGGUAAUAGGAGGACAAGAUGCUUACAGUGGUCAAUUCACAUUCGCAGCUGCUAUUUAUACUCAAACUCCAGACACCAGAUUCUUUUGUGGGGGAGCCUUGUUAAGCACAGAGUGGAUUUUGACUGCUGGUCACUGUGUUAAUAAUGGUAUCAUUUUCACUAUUCAGUUAGGGUCCAUCACCUUAAACAGCGAUGAUCCGAACCGUGUUAUUGUUGCAUCUUCAGAGUACGUUGUGCAUCCAGAUUUUAAUCCUGAGUCGAUUGAAAAUGAUAUUGGAUUGAUAAAGUUGCGAUUACCUAUCACUCUAACUACCUAUAUUCAACCUACUACUUUACCAAUACAACCAUUGUACAACUACACGACGGUUACAGUACUAGGAUGGGGCCAAACGAGUGACUAUGAUCCUGAGCUUUCGGACAAUUUAAAAUUCGUGUAUGUUGCCUCUAUUUCAAAUGCUGAGUGCAGAAUGAUCUACGGAAGCCAAAUUUCUGAAAAUAUGGUGUGCGUUCAAGGGAACUACAAUCAGGGAACUUGCACGGGAGAUAACGGUGGUGCUUUAAUAGAAUAUUUGGGAAGAUAUCCUUAUUUGGUUGGAAUUGCAAGUUUCGUUAGUGCCAAUGGUUGCGAAAGCACAAAUCCUUCAGGAUAUACCAGAACGUUUCCUUUUACCGAGUGGAUAAAGAGUGUAAUAGACAUCUAAUUGGUUAUAGGAUUAAUUCAUAAACUACAAUCACAAUAAUAAAAAUAAUGAUAUGUAACAGCGCUACAGAGACCUCUUACUAAUUUGAGUAUUAUUUAAUAAAGCAUUAGAAACCUUAGAAAAA